AUGCCACGAAGACCUAACAACAAGAAUCGCAAGAAGCAUCAGGUAAUCGAGUGUCUCAGCGCAGCAGAAUCUAUUACUGCAACAGCAAAUUUUUCUGUUGAUCGUUCGACACUGUACCGAUGGAAGAAGCAGCGUACAAACAUAGAAAAUGCUGCUCAGCAGAACCCAUUGGUUUGUUACGGAGUUGGCAUCCGUCAUCCGGUUCUCGAGAAGAGGCUAUUCGACUGGAUUGUCGACAUGCGAAAGAAUAGGUCGCUGUGUGUUUCAACGGAGUGCUUGCUGUUGAUGUUGGCCAAGUACGCUCCCAAGCUCUCCCAGAACAAAACUGCACGACACCAGGGGUAA
This is a messenger RNA of Phytophthora nicotianae INRA-310, 345 nucleotides long. RefSeq lists its product as hypothetical. The transcript is spliced from 4 exons. The coding region runs from base 1 to 345 and encodes 114 amino acids. NCBI's taxonomy places the organism in Eukaryota, Oomycota, Peronosporomycetes, Peronosporales, Peronosporaceae. The record is from RefSeq and is a predicted model, not a curated record.